Sclerotinia borealis F-4128 is the source of this 1758-nucleotide messenger RNA. Lineage: Eukaryota; Fungi; Ascomycota; Leotiomycetes; Helotiales; Sclerotiniaceae. The record is from the annotation of a GenBank genome assembly.
AUGGAUUUAGAAGAUGGGGUAGAUUCGCCUUGGGGAGAUGUCCCUUCUCAAGCCCAAUCGACACCAAGCUUGCCAAAUCCCGGAGAAUCUGCUCUAGAAGGAGACUCCUCGGAAUCCGCAUUGCAAACUCUCUCCCCACCAGCCGCCCAGGGCAAAACACAUGGAGGACGUACGAUACGAACACCUCGACGCGCCGGAGCACAACCAGUUCGACUUCAGGCUUUAGAUGACUCGUUGGGUCCAUUGGGACCUUUAGGUGAUAAUGCGCCAACGUCAAAGGCCGAUGAGCCUCCUGCGCCGCCCCAAAAAGAACAAACUGUUACACACAAUCUGCGACAACCAUUACCUUCAUCGCAAAGCUCUACUAUUAGCCGAAGUAUAUUGGAUCCGGUGGAUUUGAACGAGGACGUUGAAUCUAGUACUGGACCUCGCAUACCACCUCCUGUUCAACCAUCUCAUGGAUCGUCCAUUCGAAGAGACACAACACCUAGCGUGAGCAUCGAACAAGCUGCCAAGCCUACUUUUAAUAUUACCGUCGGUGAUCCACACAAAGUUGGGGAUUUGACAAGUUCUCAUAUCGUAUAUUCAGUUGAAACAAAGACAUCUUCCAAAGCAUAUCGUCAACCAGAAUUUACUGUCACUCGAAGAUAUAGGGACUUUUUAUGGCUCUACAAUUCUUUGCACGCAAAUAAUCCCGGUGUCGUUGUACCUCCACCUCCUGAGAAGCAGGCUGUAGGAAGAUUUGAUACCAAUUUUGUCGAAUCUAGACGUGCUGCAUUGGAAAGAAUGCUCAAUAAGACAGCUGCUCAUCCAACACUUCAACAUGAUGGGGAUUUGAAAUUGUUCUUGGAGAGUGAAGCUUUCAAUGUUGAUGUCAAACAUAAAGAACGAAAAGAACCUGGCCUUGGUGAAAGCAAAGGAAUGUUUAGUGGACUCGGCAUUUCUGUUGGUGGAGGGGGAAAGUUUGUUGAACAAGACGACUGGUUCCAUGAACGACGAGUUUACUUGGAUGCCUUGGAGAAUCAACUUAAAGCUUUGUUAAAAGCUAUGGAUGUUGUGGUUGGCCAACGUAAAGGUCUUGCUGAAGCGGCAGGUGAUUUCUCUGGUUCUCUCAGAGCACUUUCAGCAGUCGAGCUCUCUGCAUCACUAUCCGGGCCCCUUGAAAGUCUUGCGGAUUUGCAAGUCAGAAUCAGGGAACUUUAUGAUCGACAGGCACAACAAGAUGUAUUGACUUUGGGUAUUACGAUUGAUGAGUAUGUUCGUCUAAUUGGAAGUAUCAAGCAAGCAUUCGGUUCACGUCAAAAGGCAUGGCACUCAUGGCAUGCCGCAGAGGGUGAUUUACAAAAGCGUAAGACUACCCAAGAGAAAUUAUUACGUCAAGGAAAAUCACAACAAGAUCGUUUGAAUCAAAUGCAAGCAGAAGUGGCCGAUUCUGAACGUAAAGUUCAUCAAGCGAGAUUAUUGUUCGAGGAUAUGGGUCGUCUUAUGAAAUCGGAACUCGACAGAUUCGAACGCGAAAAGGUUGAGGAUUUCAAAAGUGCCGUUGAAACGUUCUUAGAGAGUGCUGUUGAAGCUCAAAAGGAGCUUAUCGAACUCUGGGAGACUUUUCUUAUGCAACUCGAUGCCGGAGAGGAUGAUCAAUUAUUUUACAAACCUCCUGUGGAACCAGCAGCACUUCCUUCAGAAGCAGGACUUUCUGGCGAAACUGCUACAGAAUCACACGCUGCAGCUGUAGCAACUGCGGAUGAAGAAGAUUAA